Pseudozyma hubeiensis SY62 is the source of this 2253-nucleotide messenger RNA. RefSeq lists its product as hypothetical. The record is from RefSeq and is a predicted model, not a curated record. The transcript is spliced from 2 exons. Gene Ontology annotation, biological process: aspartyl-tRNA aminoacylation. The coding region runs from base 1 to 2253 and encodes 750 amino acids. Gene Ontology annotation, molecular function: ATP binding; aspartate-tRNA ligase activity; nucleic acid binding. NCBI's taxonomy places the organism in Eukaryota, Fungi, Basidiomycota, Ustilaginomycetes, Ustilaginales, Ustilaginaceae. Gene Ontology annotation, cellular component: cytoplasm; mitochondrion.
AUGGUAUCGAUGCGGGCGCCGGAGACUGGUGUGCCGAUGUCGAUUGGCGCGCGGACCGACGUGGACGGUCCAUUAUGUCGGUUCGUAUCUGCGCAUUUCGAGGUAUCAACGAAUAGCGCAAACAAUGAUGCGCAUUACGGUGCCUUCCCGACACGCACACAUACCUGCGGUGAGCUGAGGGCCUCGCACGAUCAGCAGCAGGUCGUUCUCACCGGCUGGCUGCGGUCCUCUCGACAAGUGUCGAAGCAGCUCGGCUUCUUCACCCUCUUCGACCACACCGGUAGUGUUCAGCUCAAAGUACAACCAACAGACGCAUGCCCCAAUCUCCUCGACCAUCUCUCUUCGAUACCCUUGCAGAGCGCCAUCCUGAUCAGUGGAACAGUGGCUUUGCGACCAAAGCAAGAUUCCAAGGCAGAUCAGUCCACCGGCGCGAUAGAGAUCCUACCCGAUAGCUUCAUGCUCCUCAAUCCAGCUACGAAAGAUCUGCCCUUCCAGCCAUCCGACUCCGUUCAUGCAUACAGCGUCUCGAGCGAGCUUCGUGCUCGGUACAGAUAUCUGGAUUUGCGACGUCCAUCGCUCGCCCGAAAUAUCCGGCUGCGCAGUCGUAUCACACAUGCAGUCAGGAACCAUCUCUAUGACCACGGAUUCCUCGAGAUCGAAACUCCCAUACUUCUCAGAUCCACGCCCGAAGGCGCUCGCGAAUUCCUUGUUCCCACUCGAACCUCGUCUACUGCCAACAACUCGGCAGAACCCUCCUUUUACGCCCUACCACAAUCCCCGCAGCAGCCGAAACAGCUCUUGAUAGCAUCCGGAGUCACUGACAAGUACUUCCAAAUCGCAAAGUGUUUCCGCGAUGAAGACGGACGCAAGGAUCGUCAACCCGAGUUCACUCAGAUCGACCUCGAGAUGGGCUUUGUCAGUGGUGGACCUGAAACGGCUGCAGAGGCACAGCAGCCAUCGUCACAUGCAGCGCACGAACAUGCCGAUCCUCGCGAUGCUUCAGGUCAGUGGAGGAUCGGCGGUCACCAGGUUCGCGACGUCAUCCAAGGCCUGGUCAAGCGCAUUUGGGAGGCUGCCGGCAGAGGCGCCUUGCCCGAUCGCUUCCCUGUCAUGUCCUACUGGACAGCCAUGACGCGCUACGGAUCAGAUAAGCCCGACCUACGAUACGCUCUUUCCCUUCACGACAUCUCUGCAGGCUUCAGAUCUUCGUCUGAGCCAGAGCUUCCCGAUCUUGACGCAUCGCGUGUUAGCCUCGAGAUCUUGCCGUACCAGCAUCACGCCGCCGGUUCGCUGUCCAAAAAGGAACUCGAAAGCCUCCUCUCGCCCUUCAAAGGCAAAGUCGAACGCUUCCGCAUCUCAUCAAAGGACAACGUUCACGAGUUAGCCGCGCUGCUGCUCAAGAAGAGCAACUUGACGCGUUUGUUCCUCGGUCAGGAAUUCGAGAACGAUCUUCCCGCUUCCGAAGUCGACGUCGAACACCUCGCUCAGACCUUGCUUAUUGCGAUCGAGUCUGAGUCGCGAGAGGCGGACUCAUCCGAGCCGGUCGAUGUGUUUGUCUCGAUGCGACCGAAUCCACCAGAGGGUGGCAGCACCGCAUUAGGAGAUGUACGCAAGCUUCUCGCCGCCGCUCUAUGCUCCAAGAGCCUGCUCACUCUUGACGCCGACGCGUUCACCUGGAUCACCGAGUUCCCCCUCUUCACACUCGCUGAUGACGACAAGAACCUCCUCUCCUCCCUCUCCUCCUCCUCGUCCACCACUGCUUCCACACGAUGGCAGUCAUCACACCAUCCAUUCACCGCUCCCGUAGCCUCCGAUAUCCCACUCCUCCUCUCCUCUGCCCACAACCCUUCCAGCAUCGCCUCCAUCCGAGGUCAGCACUACGACCUCGUUCUCAACGGUCAAGAGAUCGGCGGCGGCUCCGUUCGAAUCCACUCGCGCAAACAUCAGCAACACGUCUUUUCCGAAAUCCUCCAACUCGAUUAUUCCGAACAGGCGAGAUUCUCCCAUCUGCUGCAUGCUUUGGACUGUGGGGCUCCACCUCACGCUGGUAUCGCGUUGGGUUUCGAUCGUCUCAUGGCCAUCCUCUGUGGAACGGAAAGCAUCAGAGACGUCAUUGCCUUCCCGAAACAGGGUUCAGGAGUGGACCCGCUGUUCGGAUCUCCUGCACCACUGAGAGGCGUGGACGAAGAUCAAGGUGCAGCUGAAAAGUUACUUCGAAUGUACGGUUUGACCAAAUCCUCUCCCUCACAAUAA